CCCCCCCACCACCAUCCUCCUCCUCCUCCUCCUCCCUCCGCCCUCCGCAUCCCCGCGCCGCCACCCGCAGCCUCGCCCGGCCGUGCGCGCCCCUGGGUGCCCCCCGAACCCCCCCGGCACCGAGCCAUGGCCCCCAUCGGACUCAAGGCUGUGGUGGGAGAGAAGAUUAUGCACGAUGUGAUCCGGAAAGUGAAGAAGAAGGGGGAAUGGAAGGUGCUGGUGGUGGACCAGCUGAGCAUGCGCAUGCUCUCGUCCUGCUGCAAGAUGACCGACAUCAUGACAGAGGGCAUCACCAUUGUGGAAGACAUCAACAAGCGCCGGGAGCCGCUGCCCAGCCUGGAGGCCGUGUACCUCAUCACCCCCUCCGAGAAGUCCAUCCACUCCCUCAUCAAUGACUUCAAGGAUCCCCCCACCUCCAAGUACAGAGCUGCCCACGUCUUCUUCACUGACUCCUGUCCUGACGCCCUGUUCAACGAGCUGGUGAAAUCCCGCGCUGCCAAGGUCAUCAAAACCCUGACUGAGAUCAACAUUGCCUUCCUCCCCUCCGAGUCCCAGGUUUAUUCUCUGGAUUCAGCUGACUCCUUCCAGAGCUUUUACAGCCCACACAAGGCCCAGAUGAAGAACCCGAUCCUGGAGCGCCUGGCAGAGCAGAUUGCCACGCUCUGUGCCACCCUGAAGGAGUACCCAGCCGUGCGGUACCGCGGGGAUUACAAGGACAAUGCCAUGCUGGCACAGCUCAUCCAGGACAAGCUGGAUGCCUACAAGGCUGAUGACCCCACCAUGGGUGAGGGUCCAGACAAGGCUCGCUCCCAGCUGCUCAUCCUGGACCGUGGCUUUGACCCCGCGUCGCCGGUGCUGCACGAGCUCACCUUCCAGGCCAUGAGCUACGACCUGCUGCCCAUCGAGAACGACGUCUACAAGUACGAGACCAGUGGCAUUGGUGAGGCCCGGAUCAAGGAGGUUCUGCUGGAUGAGGAUGACGACCUGUGGGUCACCCUGCGCCACAAACACAUCGCCGAGGUGUCCCAGGAGGUGACCCGGUCCCUGAAGGAGUUUUCUUCCAGCAAGAGGAUGAACACGGGUGACAAGACCACCAUGAGGGACCUGUCCCAGAUGCUGAAGAAGAUGCCACAGUACCAGAAGGAGCUCAGCAAGUACUCCACCCACCUGCACCUGGCUGAGGACUGCAUGAAGCACUACCAGGGCACUGUGGACAAGCUGUGCCGAGUUGAGCAGGACCUGGCCAUGGGCACCGAUGCUGAAGGUGAGAAGAUCAAGGAUCCCAUGAGGGCCAUUGUCCCCAUCCUGCUGGAUGGCAAUGUCAGCACCUAUGACAAGAUCCGCAUCAUCCUGCUCUACAUCUUCCUGAAGAACGGGAUCACCGAGGAGAACCUGAACAAGCUGAUCCAGCACGCUCAGAUCCCGGCAGAGGACAGCGAGAUCAUCACCAACAUGGCCCACCUCGGGGUGCCCAUCAUCACAGACUCCACGCUGCGCCGCCGGAGCAAGCCGGAGCGCAAGGAGCGCAUCAGCGAGCAGACCUACCAGCUGUCCCGGUGGACCCCGGUGAUCAAGGACAUCAUGGAGGAUGCCAUUGAUGACAAGCUGGACACCAAGCACUACCCGUACAUCUCCACCCGCUCCUCCGCCUCCUUCAGCACCACUGCCGUCAGUGCCCGCUACGGCCACUGGCACAAGAACAAGGCCCCCGGCGAGUACCGGAGCGGGCCCCGCCUCAUCAUCUUCAUCCUGGGCGGGGUGAGCAUGAACGAGAUGCGCUGCGCCUACGAGGUGACACAAGCCAGCGGCAAGUGGGAGGUGCUAAUAGGUUCUACUCACAUUCUCACUCCCACCAAAUUUCUCAUGGACCUGAGGCACCCCGACUUCAGGGACUCCACUAGGGUAUCAUUUGAGGAUCAGGCUCCAGCAAUGGAGUGAGCCAAAGAAACCAAGGUCCACGCACAUCCUCACCCCACAGAAACUGCUGGACACGCUGAAGAAACUCAAUAAAACAGAGGAAGAGAGCAGCAGUUAAAAGGAAACGCUGUCACCACUCGAUGCCGACCCACGUCCCCGCCGGGCGCCCGGCCCCGGGUGUCACCCUGCACCCUGUGGGCCCCAGCUUCUCUCUUGUUCUUGUGUUGAUCCCCUCCUCUCCCCUCCCAGCGCCUCCCCCAUCUCAUUUUAUCCACAGGGAGGGGAUAACAGCCAAAAACAAAAUAAUAUAUAUAUAUAUAUUAAGAAAAUGGAUGCAUUGUGUUUAAGAGAAAAAGGAAAAAAAAAAAUCUAUAUAUUUGUAGCUGCAGCUGUGGGAAGCGCCCAGGAGCUCAUUGCUGAGUAACCAUCUGCCCAUUGCUAGUGAAUAUGGUGGGGAAAAUGACAGAAAAACACUUUUUAUUUGGGAGAAUGCUCCUCAUUGGGGUCUUGUGUGGACGGGAGGACAGAUGGACGGACACCCCACACCGCUCCAGCCGCUGCUCAGGUGGGCACCAGGCUGGCACCACCAUCUGUCCCAUGGCUUUUGGGGCGGUGGGUGCUCCUGCCAGAUGUGCACGCCAACAUCUGGGUGGGACUUUGGGAGGGGGGUGGUGUGGGAGUGCAGCCAGGACGCUUCACAGCGUGGUAAUUCCCGUGUGAAAAGGGACCAAACCGGUCAAAACUGGGAGCUGGGGCCCAUCUGCUUGCAUAGCCCUGCUGCAGCCCUGCCUCCCUCUCUGGGAAUUCCUUCAAAAAUAUAUAUAUAUAUAAAAUAAAAAGCUGUUUUAUAUAUAUAUAUAUAUAUAUCUGAGCUAUCUCUCCAUGGAUACCUCUCUCCAUCCAUCCAUCCCCAUGGGAGCUCGGUGCCCGUGCCCAGCUCCGCUCGUGUCGUCCCGUGGUGAAGCGUUUCUGAGCGUGCCGUCACCCUGAGACCCCCAAAACUCCUCUGGGCCCUCCCUAAAACUCCUCUGGGCCCUCCCCAAAAUCCCUCUGGGGCCCCCCAAACUCCCAAGGCCCCCCCCAAACCCUCUGGACUCUGUGUAUAUUAAUGACUGUGUCUUGUGACGUUCUUACGAGCUUGGUGUAUAGUGAUUUCCCCAAACCUCUGAUUUUAGUUGGGUUUUUAUUUGACGCCCCUGGAUUGCCCCCCUGUUCCCUUGCCUUUAGAUGCACUGCAAUAUUUUGGGGUCUAUGGUUUUGUUCUCUUCCCCCUGAAGGCUGUGAGCCCCCUUUUCCUACCCUAAAAUUGCUCUUUCUUGCCUCGUUGGUGGUUAGCCCUCCCUUUUCCCUUCCUUUCCUGUCUGCUCCUUGCCCAUAAAGUUAAAUAUAUAUUUUUAGGGCAAAGGCUGUAUCAUUGCACUGAUAUUUGUUGGUUCCCCUUUGGUCUCCCAGCCCGUUUCUGUUCCUCUUUGGUUUAGCAAUGCAAAUGCUUCAGGAUCUUGUAUGUUGGACAUUAUUAUUAUUAUUAUUUUUUCUGUUACAGUUAUUUAUAUAAAAAAUAAUUUAUCAAAAAGGAAAACUUUAAAAAAAAAUAAUCUAGUCUGUCUUGGAACUUGUUUACCUUGAAAUUACUGGAAUCUAAAUGUUUGAAAGUGUUGAAGCACAAACAUGUAUCAUCUCUGUAUAUCUGUUCUUCUGUACUAAAGCACUCGAGUGACUAAAUAAAAGCGAUCUCCAUCCCUAGUGCAA
Zonotrichia leucophrys gambelii is the source of this 3666-nucleotide messenger RNA. It is a transcript of the gene STXBP1, whose product is annotated as syntaxin binding protein 1. Gene Ontology annotation, biological process: neurotransmitter secretion; vesicle-mediated transport; intracellular protein transport. The record is from RefSeq and is a predicted model, not a curated record. Gene Ontology annotation, cellular component: plasma membrane; secretory granule. Gene Ontology annotation, molecular function: syntaxin-1 binding. The transcript has 20 exons. The coding region runs from base 127 to 1938 and encodes 603 amino acids. Lineage: Eukaryota; Metazoa; Chordata; Aves; Passeriformes; Passerellidae.